Larimichthys crocea (large yellow croaker) is the source of this 836-nucleotide messenger RNA. RefSeq names its product dCTP pyrophosphatase 1 (gene dctpp1). NCBI's taxonomy places the organism in Eukaryota, Metazoa, Chordata, Actinopteri, Sciaenidae. The coding region runs from base 131 to 685 and encodes 184 amino acids. Gene Ontology annotation, cellular component: cytosol. The record is from RefSeq and is a predicted model, not a curated record. The transcript has a single exon. Gene Ontology annotation, molecular function: dCTP diphosphatase activity. Gene Ontology annotation, biological process: dCTP catabolic process; DNA protection.
UUUCCGGCAUAAGCUGCGUCAUUUCCGGCUUGACACUGGCGGGACUUCUCCACAUGCUAGGUGAAGAGUUGGUUGUUUACAGAGCUUCAAAAGUUGUUUUAACGAGCUACCGCUUAUAAACGUAAACACCAUGAUGGCUACAAACGGAAAAGAAGCAUGUGGGUUAAACGGCGACGUGCCAUCGGUGUCUUCAAAUGGCAGCAGCGACGCUUUUACGAACAAGUCACACUCAUUUGUGGUAAACGGAGCCGCCGCCGAGGCAUCCUCUCACUCCAAGCUGCAGAACGGAGGAGCCGGGCGGGAUGAGAGGUUCACCUUCAGCUCCCAGCCAACCAUUGAGGACAUUAGGCGAAUGCAAGCGGAGUUCACGGACGAGCGGAACUGGAACCAAUUCCACCAGCCCCGCAACCUGCUGCUGGCCAUGGUCGGAGAGGUGGGCGAGGUGUCUGAGCUCUUCCAGUGGCGUGGAGAGGUGGCCGAGGGUCUACCCGACUGGACCGAAUCGGAGCGGGAGCACCUGGCGCACGAACUCAGCGACGUGAUGAUCUACCUGGUGGAGCUCGCCGAGAAGUGUCACGUCGAUCUUCCCCAAGCGGUGCUCCGUAAAAUGGCCCUAAACCGACAGAAAUACCCCGCCAGCAAAGUGCACGGAUCGGCCAAAAAGUACACUGAAUACAAGGACUGAGUUUGGGUGUCUGUGGACUCUGGAUGCUGCAGUUUUAACUGUGGCCUGCUGCUGAACAUUUAAUCCCUGGGUGAAAUGUCUUUUUUUCUGGGUUGACUUGUUACUCAACUUUAAGAUUGCUCUUAACUUUUGUGUAUUUUCUGUGAUCCAC